GGGAGGGCAGAGAAAGUCACUCUUUUGGUAGACAAAGAAGAAACGAGGCACACUCCAGUGUUGCAAACGGGAGGUAAAAAUGUGUUUAUAAGGAAGGCACUUUGUUGUGGUUUUGGAAAGGGGGAGGAUCUCGCUUGCUUUUACAGACUACUUUGGCAAAUUCGACAAAUCGCAAGACGCCUGCGGCACAUGCCGCUCCUCUUUUUAUUGCCCUACUUCAAGGUAUGAAUGUUAACAACACAACUUACUCAUAGAGACCAGUUUUACUGUAAACGCGCGCUGAGAUGGCGCUUCUUCCAGCUGAUGAAGCGCUGCUGCUGGACUGCAGGACACCUCGCACAGCCGAGCACCGAUUGGUUCCUUGUGCUUUUGUCCUAGUUUAGUGACUUCCUGAAGAGUGGUAGCUGCCUUUCAAGUGACUUGCCUACCGUCCACAAAGAUCACAUAGAUGCUAAUUUUAAAAAAGUUCAUCAUUAGCUGUAAAAAAGUGAGUCACUAUGUCAUCGUCUUCAUAUGGCAGUACUGAUAUAAAAGACUGGCUUGUGUGCAUCCACUUAGAGCAGUAUGCAUACUAUUUUAGAUUUGCUGGCUAUCACAAGUUGAAAGACUGCAAGGAUCUUAAUAAUGAAGAUCUCAUAAAGAUUGGAGUGACUCCUACAGGACAUCGCAAACGAAUUCUUCAUUAUUUACAGACUUGGCAAGAAUUUCAAGGCAAAGCUAUGGAAGAAACACAAAAAUCAUCAAAAAAGGGGAUGAAUUUCAAUGAUUCAUCUAGAACUGAUUGCCACAGCUCUGUACAGAAUUAUGAAAAUUCAAACUUAAAUCCAAAGACAAAUGAAGAGAAACCAACUCCCAAACCAAGAACUAUUUUUUUGUCAGAACAAAGAAAAAAGGAUGUAAUUAAUCACAAUCAAAACUGGAAACCUGUUUAUAAAUACUCAGAAGAUGUGCAAAAUGAUUGCAUUACUUCAUUUAAUGUGCAGUCUUCUGUGCCUGUGGAGGAUACAUCUAAAAAUAUGACAUCUGCUGGAGAAUCUUCUCUUUUUCGCUUGAAUGAAUAUAAAGGGAAAAUGGUUGUCAAUGAGAUAUAUUGUCUAAGGAAAAAUGAUACAACAAAUCUACCUCCACUGCCAGAUUCUGAGUCUUUCAAACAUGAGUUUAAAAAAGAAUGUGAAGUUCCAAAACCACUUGAUACCUUUGUGAAAACUGGGAGAUAUACUGAAACACAUAUUAGUUGCACCAGCAACAGUGCUUUAAAUACAUUACAGCAACCAGGUGGACCAGAUUAUUUUUGUUCACAUGGAGAUACAUUAAUGAGCAGCAGAUCUGAACAAUAUGAAAAUUUGGCAUUUGACCCAAUGAUAAAAGAAAAUGAAAGCAAGCAUUCAAGCUGGAAAGCAGAAAGCACUGAGACAAGGUUGGGCACAUUCUCUCAAGAAAAUGCAUCAAAUAGUAAUACAAGUUACCUGCGGUCAAAAAAUGUUGCAGAACUUGUAAACUGCAACAAAAUUUCUCCCUAUGCUUGCUUUUAUGGAUCAUUAAAUAAAAUUAUAGAAGCAGGAUGGCUGGAUAAACUUUCUCCAAAAGGCAACUAUUUAUUCCAGCGACGAUGGGUCAGAUUUGAUGGUGAAUAUCUUUCAUACCACCACAAUGAAAAGGACGUGUAUUCCAAAGGAAUGAUUGCCCUUUCUGCAAUUAACAAAGUCCGUCAUUUUGGAGAUAACAAAUUUGAAGUUGUAACACCCAACAGGACCUUUGUUUUUCGAGGAGAAAAGGAAGCUGUCAGACGAAGAUGGAUUAACACAAUUUGGACUGCGCUUGAGUCACAAACAAGACUGCUGCAUAAACCAUUAAAAUCUCCUGAGGAUAAGUGUGGUUAUCUGGAGCUGAAAGGCUUGAAAGGGAAAAUUUAUAUGGUGUUGAGUGGAACAAAACUGAAACUUAGUAAAAAUGAACAGGAUUCCAUUACUGGAAUUGGCAUCACAUGUAUUAACCUAAAUAUAGCUACAGUGACAGAUCUUGAACGUAAAUCUUUUGAGAUAAACACACCAUUUAGAAACUUUUGCUUUACAGUGGAGUCGGAAAAAGAGAAACAGGAGUGGAUUGAAGCAGUCCAGGAAUCAAUAACAGAAACGCUCUCAGAUUAUGAAGUAGCUGAGAAGAUUUGGUUCAAUGAAUCCAAUAGAAGUUGUGCAGAUUGCCGUGCCCCAGACCCUGAAUGGGCAUCCAUCAAUCUCUGUGUUGUCAUUUGUAAGAAGUGUGCAGGUCAGCACAAGCUGCUGGGGUCAAAUAAAUCUAAGAUUCAUUGUCUAAAAUUAGACACCAGUGUUUGGAGCAAUGAACUCAUAGAGCUUUUUUUGAUAAUAGGUAAUAAACAUGCAAACAACUUUUGGGCUGCAAAUGUACCACCAGAAGAAGUGUUGGAUUUUGAUGCCUUGCCAGAACAGCGAUAUAACUUUAUCAUUAAGAAAUACAAAGAAAAAAGGUUCCGAAAGUUAUUGCCACGAGUGCUAAACCAUGAGGAAUUAAACAAGGCAUUGUGUGCUACUGUACAACAACAUGAUGUUUUAGAGACGAUGUCACUAAUAUUUAGUGGAGCUGACCCCAUGUGCACAACAGAAGAUCCAAUCUACUGUACACCUUACCUGCUAGCACAAAAGGCAGGACAGCGUUUGCAAAUGGAAUUUCUGUAUCAAAACAGACUGUCAGAUUUAACAAAACCUGGAUCAUUAUAUGAAAGAAACUUUUAUGAUGAUGCUACUACCUUUAGACAUGGUUUUCUUUAUAAAGCUGUCAACACUACAAAAAUAAUUGCAGAGAAGAAAACAAAAGAAGAUCUAAAUAAGCAAUGGUGUACCCUAGAAGGAGGGUUCCUUAGUUAUUAUGAAAAUGAUUGCACUGCAACUCCAAUGGGACGCAUUGAUAUCAAUGAAGUUGUCUGUCUUGCUCUUAACAAGACUGAGUACAUAAUAGGAGCUGGGGCUGUCUUUACCUUUGAGAUAUAUCUGCAGUCUGAAAGAGUCUUUCUGUUUGGAGCAGAAACUGUACAAUCUCAGCAUGACUGGGUGUGGGCAAUAAGCAAGUAUUUUAUACCUCCAUCUUUUCAAACCUUGGCACAGAGAGAUUAUGAAUUAAUUGGAAGACUCUUCAUCAAGGAAGGUCAUAACUUGUAUUACUGGAAAGUUGCAUGGUUUGCCCUUGAAGAAUCUUGUUUAUAUUUUUAUUCCGGUGAAGACAGUGAAACAGAGGCAAAAAUAUACUUGAAACGGCUGCAAGAGCUCACAAUCAGCACCCAAGCAGAUGGUGCGGGGAAGAUUGAUGUUUUAUUAUUAGUUGAAAAAGGAAGAACCUUGUACAUUCAUGGUCAUAAUAAACUUGAUUUUACUGUUUGGUGUUCAACAAUAAGAAAAGCUUCAGGAACAAAUGGCAAAAUACUACGUGAUCAGCAGCUCAGUAAAAAUGACAUUCCUGUCAUUGUGGACAGCUGUAUAGCAUUUGUUACCCAGUAUGGUCUCAGCUAUGAAGGCAUUUACCAGACAAGUGGGAAUCCGGCCAGUGUUUCCCAGCUUCUGGACCAGUUUAGGAAAGAUGCCAGGAAUGUUAAAUUAAGAUAUGGGGAACAUGUACUGCAAGACGUGACAGAUGUGUUAAAGUGUUUUCUCUCUGAAAUAGAUGAUGCACUUCUAACAAAAGAACUGUACCCCUACUGGAUAUCCAUUUUAGAUAUACCAGAUGAAAAAGAGAGAGUGAGAAAGUACAUAACCUUUAUAAAAACCUUGCCGCAAGUCAAUAGGACAACCCUGGCCGCUUUAAUAGGACACUUAUACAGAGUUCAGAAAUGUUCAAACAUCAAUCAGAUGCAUACACGUGAUUUGGCUAUGGUGUUUUCACCAUGUUUAUUUCAAACUAAAGGCUAUACCAGUGAAGAACUAUCUGUCACUGAAGACCUUAUUAAUAAUUAUGUGGAUCUGUUUGAAAUUAAAGAAGAUAAAGUCAAGCAAAUGGAAAUGGAAAAUAGUUUGAUUACUGAAUGGAAAGGGUCUUUGUAUUCCCAGGCUGGAGACUUAAUUGUUGAGGUUUACCUGGAAAGAAAAGAACCUGAUUGCUGUUGUAUAGUCAAGAUUUCUCCAACCAUGAAAGCAGAAGAAUUGACUGACUAUGUGUUGGAAAUGAAGAGUAUCGUCUCUGACAAGAGUGAUGUAUGGAUCACAUUUGAGGCAAUAGAGAAUGGAGAACUUGAGCGGCCAUUACAUUACAGUGAGAAGGUCCUGGAGCAAGUCCUCACAUGGAGCUCACUGGAAGAGCCUGGUUGUGCAUAUUUAGUGAUAAAAAACUUCAAUGAUGCCAAAAGAUAUAAAUCCCAACAAGGAAACACUAAAGGAUUCAUUAAAGGAGGAUAUGUAAAAAUCCGGGAAAUGCCUUGUAAAUUAAUGUAUGGAAACAAAUUCCAUGAUCGAUAUAUUAUUUUACGAGAUGAAAAGCUGCUUAUCUACAAGGAUAUUAAAAGCACCAGACCAGAGAAAGACAUCUCUGUGAAGUCUAUCAAAUGUUACUUUGGCAUUAGGAAGAAAGUAAAGCCACCAACAAGUUGGGGAUUCACAAUUUUUGCAGACAAGCAACAAUGGUACUUGUGCUGUGAUGGACAAGAGGCACAAUUUGAAUGGAUGGCAAGCAUUCUCAGAGUACAGCAUGAUGGUAAUUUGUGGCCUAUUGGAGGGACACGUCAAUUACCAGCUGUGAGUAAAAAUUCCAAGGCAGGUACCAUUGCUUUACUUCCAAUCCAACAACAGAAAAGCAGACCUACAGAGUACAGACAGCUCAAUGAAAACUCAGAAAUGUCCCUUGCUACGUGUCAAGAAGGUCAUGAACAGAAUGCCAGUUGCAACGUAAAGGAAAAAGCUAAUAUUUUGUCCGACUGCUUGAAAAUCAAAGAAGAUCACACAACAAAUCUAAAAAAUGUGAAACAGAAAACAGUUGCAACUUGCCAUGUACAAAGUGAUCCAUCACAUAGCAUUGCAUAUCAAAGGAAGAUCAACAAGCAAAAUCAAUCAGCAAGCAAAUCAAAAUGUUCUCCCGAGCUGCAUCUUCCUCCCAAGUUUUUACAGGAGCUUAAUGCGGUAUUAACUAAAGGUAAUAGGACUAACAAAGAGUAACUACAGUAUAUGUGAAGUUAAGUAUGUAAAGAACUCAAAAAAUGAUCAGUUGCAAGCUGUAUUGACUUUCUGGACAGUGCCUAUUAGAGAACAGUAUACAGUGUUAAGAAAUAAAAUGGGAAGAAAAUAUAAGUUUUUAGUGCAGUGCAGGGAUUGUUCCUGUCUUGUGCCAAGUGUUUGCUAGGAUGGGCUUCAGCUGCUCCUCGGCCCUGCCCUGAAUAAGCGGGCUUGGAAGAUGGAUGGAUUCUAAGCAUUUCCUUAUAAACUGGAAGGAAAAUCAUUCAGACAUAGGAGAUGUCACUGCACCAUUAAAAUCGUCUCUUCUGCAUCAUGAACCAACAGUUAGAUGAUCAUAAAAUGUCAAAUGAAAGACUUAUAUACUCUGGCAUUUUCUAAACUUAAAAGAAUCAAUUUGUUAAUAAAGAAAACAGAAAUAAAUCUCUAACUAAUAUACAGUAAACAGAAAACAAACAUCUGGAGGCCCAAUGACCUUGAGAAAAGGCACAAAGUCGAAGACUGAGAAUGAAACUUUGGUGUAAAAGUUUGAUUGGCAUAUGUUUUUUGCCAUAGAAUUUAAACAAUGUUUUUUAAUUAAUGAAUAAUUAAAUGAUUUGAAAUGGAAAUAAAGUUGUUCAAACACCAAUUUACACAUUUACUUGAGUGAUGCUAGUUGUAAUCUCAAGUAUUUAAACAAAUGAACACAGCUUUUAAUAAAGAGGCAGGGUCUCCUGAUUAGGUUACGCUCCUAAAAUAAAAUACCUGCUGAAAGCAAGCCAAUCGCAGUGGGGCAGGUGGGAUGAUAAACCAAUCAGAACUGCAGUGCUGUAGUUGUAGCUUAAAAAUAGUACAUGCAGCUUUUAGGACUUUAUGCCAUAAAAAAGACUGAAAACAGCAUGUUUUCAAAUACCUUAAUGUAAUAAAAUAUAUCAGUUCUAAAAUACAUUUGCUUCUCAAAUGUAGGUCCCACUUUUUUAAUAAACAUGGGUGUAAAGGCAUGUGUAUGGCUGCUUAUUUCAACAAACCAUAGACGACUUGCUUAACAAAGCUGAGA
This is a messenger RNA of Polypterus senegalus (gray bichir), 6204 nucleotides long. Its product is annotated as arf-GAP with Rho-GAP domain, ANK repeat and PH domain-containing protein 2. The transcript is spliced from 33 exons. Gene Ontology annotation, biological process: positive regulation of GTPase activity; signal transduction. The record is from RefSeq and is a predicted model, not a curated record. Gene Ontology annotation, molecular function: phosphatidylinositol-3,4,5-trisphosphate binding; GTPase activator activity; protein binding. The coding region runs from base 498 to 5153 and encodes 1551 amino acids. NCBI's taxonomy places the organism in Eukaryota, Metazoa, Chordata, Cladistia, Polypteriformes, Polypteridae.